AUGCGAACAACGUUAGAUCUGCUUAAGCCCUCGGAAUGCUCAGCUGCUCAACCUGAGAAGCCUCUGCCUAAACAAAGGCAAGAAGAACAAUACAACCGGAGACACGCAGUCAAAUCCAAGAGUUUUGAACCAGGAACGAAAGUUUACGUUCAAAUCCACACUUACAAUAAAUGGUCUUGGAUCCCCGAAGAAGUAGUCGAAAAAGUUGGAAAAGUUAUCUACAAUGUACUUGUUGAAACACGAAGUCAUUUGGUUCGAGCUCAUGCGAAUCAAAUCAAGUUGCGAGCUAUCACGGACAAUGAUGACUCAUCUCAACAGCAAGAACUACAACUACCACUAGAGAUAUUGGUCAACGCUUUCGAUGAUGGAGGAAAUUCCACUUCACCUCCAAUUCUAAAAGGCACUGGACAAGAACAGCUGCAACCUCAAGAAGCGACUGGAACGCAGGAUCCGGGAACACUAACACAAGAGUCCCAGGGUCUAGAUCAACAAACAGAACCUGUUCAGCAACCAGUGCUGAGACGCUCUCAACGCAACAGACGUCGUCCACGUAGGCUAGAAGAUUACUACUGUUACUCUUCCAGAUAG
Messenger RNA from Cyphomyrmex costatus, 588 nucleotides. RefSeq lists its product as uncharacterized. The record is from RefSeq and is a predicted model, not a curated record. The transcript has a single exon. NCBI's taxonomy places the organism in Eukaryota, Metazoa, Arthropoda, Insecta, Hymenoptera, Formicidae. Bases 1 to 588 code for a protein of 195 amino acids.